CUUCCGCCCACCGACCCAUUUCACCUCGUGAAAAAGAAACAUUUUAGUGGGGUUGUUUGUUGUGUGCGUUCUUGAAAAGCAAUCAUCAAAAUGGCCAGUGCUAAGCCUGGAAUGACUCGUGAUGGAACGAUGCAGGUGACUGCAAAGGAGGGUAUAGCGCUGUUGAAGGCAUCAGGCAAAGACACUCUUUUGGAGAUGCAGGGACUUAAGGAUGGUGAGAAGCCCCCAGUGAAGAAAGCUGGCACCAUGGAGGCAACUGCCAAGGAAGGCCUAAGUCUGCUGGAGGGUACAAGUCUUGACCCAGACGCCGCAACACGGGGCCAGCAAAAGAAGCUGGAUGCCAUUGGUGAGGAGGAUGCUCCACCUACCAAGAAACCACGCAUGUCAAAGGCCACUACCAUGGUCAACACAGCCAAGGAAGCCAAGGAUCUUCUUGGUGCCGCAGCCCCCGACUCGGACGCCAUGACACGUGGACAGCAGAAGAAAAUUGAAGAAAUUCAAUCAGAGAAACCGUCACCUAAGAAACCUAAACUUUCAAAAAACACUACAAUGGCAGCUACCGCAAAGGAGGGGUCAGCCCUAGUUGCUGGUGAAAAACUCGGGGACACACGACAAGACACAAAGAAAAAGGCUGCGAAACCAUCACCUAUAAAGAAACACACGACUAUUCAGAAAACCCUGGAAGAGGCCAAGUAUGUUGUGGAUGAUGUUGAUGUGACUGAAGGUCGUAGGCUGCGGUCAACAGGCAAGCCAAAGCCUGCACCAGCUCCUGCAAAACUGAAAAAAGCGGGAACCAUGCAGAAGACAGCCAAGGAGGGAAAAGAAUUCUUGAAAAGGGGCAAGACGCCAAAAAAGCAAGAGGUUGAUGAGGAAGAGGAGGAAGAUGUGGAAUAGAUUAGAUCUAAGUAAAGCUUGGCUUAUUUAUGUCAGUGUUUACUUAGCUCAACUAAGCAAAUCUUGGCCUAUAUAAAGCUUAGGCCAUAUAUUAUAAGCUAAUCUUAAGAAAUGGAUGAUGAUAGGUGUUCUUGUUGUUAGGGUGAAAAUGAAUAACAGUGAAAAAGACACUGGAAAAAAAUAAUCUGUGUGACAUGUAGAUGACAAAAGUGUAUUCAAAGACCUAUCACAGCGAUUUAUUCACUUUGUUGUAAUUUUUAUAUCAUGUUUAAUGAGUUUUUGCUUAUUUCAUAGUUUUAUUUUGUUCUGUGUUCAUGUUUAAUACCAUUAUGAAACUGUUUAAGAAUAUUUUGUUAUGAAUGACAUCUUCAAGAUUAUUAAUUAAAUUGCUUAUUGUAAUUCACCUUAGUUUUAAAGCUUUUUAAUUCACUUUAAUAAGAAAAGUCCUUCAUAUUCUUUUAAAUUUUGUGUUCCCUCCAUAUUGAUAUUGUUUUAAUUUUAGUUUUUAAUAUUUUACAAUUUCUAAACUGGCGUGAAAUCCCUAAUCCAUGGAUUUGUUUUCAAGUAUCGUUGCUUUGUAAAAAAAAUGUGCAAUUUGUUGUUAUAAAUAAUAUUUAGGGCGUUCAAGACAUUCAAAGUCAUUCUCAUCGUAAUUUCAUUAUUUGAAUGUAUAAUAUGAACAGUUCUCUUAUAAAGGCAUUAUGGGUGAAAUUAAGUGGGUUUUUUUACACAUGAGCAGAUUAUGAAAGCAUUUAUUUCAAAAUGCUGAACAACUACAGUAACCCUUGGCGUGGGGUUAAAGCUUUAUGUGCUCCUAAAUUAAACAUCACUUAGAUCUCUACCACUCUUCUGCCCACUAAUAUGUAUAUACAUGUAUGUCCACCUGUGGAACUGGACACGUUCAAUUUUUAUGUAUGUACAUGUAUAUCAACCCGCAGGACUGGAAACCUUUAUUACAAACAUGGCAGCAUUCUCACUAUUUAUAAAGACAAUGCAAUUUUGUAUGAAUCCAUUUGUUCAUUAUACAUGUGAUUCAGUUCCACAAACUUGACAAACAUUUCCUGUUUUGACCAAUGUUUGUGAACAUUUAUUUUUGUUAGUACAUGAGGUUAACAUGUCUUGGUUCUGACUUUUUGUUGCUGUGACGCUUGAUUAACAUUAUCAUAAAAAACAAACAAUAACUCGAUAAACCGGCAGCUGUUAUAAGACUGAGGAAUUAAGGAGGCACAAAAAAUGAUGUUUGAAGAAUUUGUAAUGUUACACACUGGUUGUGAAAUGCACUUUUUUUAAUUCUAUGUACGACUGUGAUGGGUUUUAUCUUGACUGUGAUUUUAUUCCAUCUUGUACAGCUUUAUCAAUUCAACUAGCAGUAUUUGUGUUGCUGUUGCGAACACUCUCUGUAAUGCCAAGGGAACUAGUGUGACGCACAUUGAAGCCAAAAAAUAAACGGACCCUGUUCAAAGGUUUUAAAAACAAGGCUUCCAGACUGACUCUAAAAGGACACCUUAAGGAGGAUUUUUUUUUUUAUAAAAAAAAAAAAAAUCGAGCCAUGCUUCAAGUAAUUUUUAUGAGGUUGAACUAAGGUCACAUAGUAGGUUAUAGGAAAAUUUAAGUUUCAAUUAGCAUAUUUAUACUGUAUAUUUGUGACACAGGGAAUGUCAGAAUUGAUGUUUUGUAUAAAGCUGUACAGAGGAAGGACAUGUAUAGUGUAAACCAUGUACAUGUUGGUGGUAGAUUUCCAAAAUCAGCUCUAUGAUUUAUUUACUAUAGUCAUCACUACGUAAAUACCUAGUACAUAUCUGCAGUCUUAAUAAAAAGUCAUAUAUAUUUCAUUUUAUGGAGAAGUUUAAAAACAAUCAUGUUUUAAACUUUUAAGAUGUGUAUGUUCACUUGAUUUAGGGAUAUUAGUGAUGUCCAUAACUGUUGUUAUUCCUGAUGGACUAGUUUUCAUCUUUAUACCAUAUUUCCGAUGAAUGUAUUCAAACACAUUUCCAUCUGUAGAUUUAAUCAUUUUAAGUAUUGAAUAAAAUUUCAUGUUUUGUCAA
Mya arenaria is the source of this 2939-nucleotide messenger RNA. RefSeq lists its product as uncharacterized. The transcript is spliced from 6 exons. Lineage: Eukaryota; Metazoa; Mollusca; Bivalvia; Myida; Myidae. The record is from RefSeq and is a predicted model, not a curated record. Bases 91 to 894 code for a protein of 267 amino acids.